AUGAAAAAGAGGGCAUGACAGUAGAAAAUGCGCGGUGUACUGUUUUGCCAAUAAUAAAUUUUACUCUAAUCGUCAUAUUUAGCAUUUAAAUUAUUUGGAUUGAAUCCAGAAUAACAGUUAAUAUGUCUUUAAUAAAAAUACUUUGGGAAAGUGCAUUUAGUCCACGUUUAUUUAAAUAUCAUGAAACUUCUUGGAAAACAUAUGAACCAAAUAGCUUCGAACGAUGGGGCGAUCAUGUAAUUACUUCAUUUACAGCAAUAUGGUCAAUAAGUCUUUAUGCUCUUCCUUUUAUUGCAACAUUUAUGUACCGUCGAAGUUAUUCAUUAGCUGAAAAUGCCUACACUUUUUCUAAAUUGAUUGCCGGUGCUGGAGUACUUUUGAUUGCAUCUCUAGCAAUGAGAGGAUAUGCUAGAGCUAAUAAUCCUACAUACGUCAAGUUUCUUAAAACUUUAAAUAAAGCUAGACAAGCUUACAAUUAUGAAUCAAAGCAAGAUCUUCUUAAGUACGAUUUCGAAUUUUGGGCUUGGCCUAAAGAUUUCGAAGUAGUUUCAUUGGACAGACCGGAUGGAAGGAAAAGAAUUGUGUUGCAGAAAAGCUUCAAUAGGUCAACAAGUGGAAGUGGGAAAAAUUUAAUAUUUGCUGUACCUUGUAAACUAGUGUCUUAUAUUAUUGCCAAUACAGUUGCAUUAAAAUUAAUGUAUCCUGGCAGUAUGACACUCAUUAAUAUGGCGAUGAAAUCUGCAAUGCUUCAAGGGAGAAUUGACCUUUUAGAUCUUGGUGGACAGAGAUCUAAACUUUUAACUUUUAACAAAAAUGAAAUUGACACUAUGUUCAUUGAUCGACGUCACAAGUCAUCGAAUGGUCACAUUCUUGUUAUAACAUGUGAAGGAAAUUGUGGUUUUUAUGAAACCGGAGCAAUGUCAACUCCAUUAAAUAAGGGAUAUUCUGUUUUGGGGUGGAAUCAUCCAGGAUUUGGCGGAAGUACAGGGUCACCAUUUCCCGAUGCUGAAAUCGAUGCAAUUGAAGCAGUUAUGAGAUUUGCUAUCGAAAAAUUAGGUUUCCCAGAAGAAAGGAUUAUUGUUUAUGGCUGGAGCAUUGGUGGUUUUACUGCAACUUGGGCUGCAAUGAAUAAUGAAGGAAUUAAUGGUUUAAUUCUUGAUGCAACUUUUGAUGACGUCCUUCCUUUAGCUGUUGCUCGAAUGCCCACAACUAUUGAUAGUCUCGUUCGGAUGGUCAUCAGAGAAUAUUUAAACCUGAAUGUUGCUGAACAAUUAAAAAGGUAUAAUGGUCGUAUUUUAUUAAUACGACGUACAGAUGAUGAAAUAAUGUGUACACCAACCAAUAGUUUAUCGGACAAUCGAGCAAAUGCUUUACUUAAAAAGUUACUGAUGCAUCGUUAUCCAGUUUUGUUUGCGGAUUGUCGUGAAAGUUUAGAAAUAUUAUCAAAAUAUCUAGAAAGUCCUCAUGAUUCUAGUGAUAAUUCUACAAAGUCUCUUGCUUCAAGAACCGAAAGACUUUUUUCUAAUGCGAAACCAUUAAAUGAGAGUCUAUGUAUAGAAAUAAUAAAAAAUAAUCUGGAGAAAAAUAAUAAAUUAGAAUAUCCAUCAACUUUAGGGGAAAAUUGUGAUUCUGAAACAAAACAACAACUUAUUAUUUACCUGGCAAAUAAGUAUAUGGAAGAUCAAGUGUCACAACAUUGUACUCCACUCAUUAAUAAACUUUUUCAUCCAGGAUGGGAUCCUCGAAGUUUGAUACAAACGAAAACAACAUAAUAAAUUAAACUAACUACAUGUGGUGUGUGAUACUUUUAAUCAAAGAAGGUUAUUUUAUCUUCACAUUUGUUCUGAGUGUCUUGAUGCAAAACUGAAUGUUUAUCCACAAAGAAAUUUUUUUCUUGUUGGACAACUAGCUAAUAAAGUUUUGAUAUCUGUCUGUGGUGAUGAAAA
Messenger RNA from Chelonus insularis, 1946 nucleotides. Its product is annotated as phosphatidylserine lipase ABHD16A. Gene Ontology annotation, biological process: phosphatidylserine catabolic process; monoacylglycerol catabolic process. Gene Ontology annotation, molecular function: monoacylglycerol lipase activity; glycerophospholipase activity. The transcript is spliced from 10 exons. NCBI's taxonomy places the organism in Eukaryota, Metazoa, Arthropoda, Insecta, Hymenoptera, Braconidae. Gene Ontology annotation, cellular component: endomembrane system. The record is from RefSeq and is a predicted model, not a curated record. Bases 123 to 1772 code for a protein of 549 amino acids.